UGCAACACGUUGGUGGGCGGCCCGUCGGGGAGCGGAAAAUCGACGUGGACGCGCCGUUUGUUACAGCACGCCGAUCAAUUGAUGCACCCCCCUCCUCGGGUGAAACAUUAUUGUUACGGGGCCUGGCAACAGGCCUUUGACGAGAUGAAACAAGAGAAGGUGCAGUUUCACGAAGGACUGCCCACGUCGGAGGAGUUGGACCAAUGGUUCGGUCCCACGCAAGGGGGACUCUUGGUGUUGGACGAUCUCAUGGACGAAGGCGCCUACGACAAACGCGUGUUGGAUCUCUUUUCCAAGCACUCGCAUCAUCGGAACAUCAGUGUCCUCUUCUUGUGCCAGGAUCUAUUCCCGCCCGGCAAAUUCGCCAAAACCAUUUCGCGCAACGCCCAUUCCAUCGUGGCGUUCAAGAACCCGCGGGAUCAAGUAGGCAUGCGCACCUUGGCGCUGCAAGCCUUUCCCAACGACUGGUCGCACGUGAUGAACAUCUUUCGCGAAUGCACCAAGCGCCCUUUUGGCUAUUUAAUGCUGCACUUGCAUCCCGCGUCAGACGAUCGGUACCGUCUCUUCACCAACGUGUUACCGGAAGAAGGACCGACGGAAACCUAUGAACGUCAAGCAUGA
Molecule: messenger RNA, 621 nt
Organism: Porites evermanni
Lineage: Eukaryota; Metazoa; Cnidaria; Anthozoa; Scleractinia; Poritidae
Source: the annotation of a GenBank genome assembly